Durusdinium trenchii is the source of this 2464-nucleotide messenger RNA. The record is from the annotation of a GenBank genome assembly. Lineage: Eukaryota; Dinophyceae; Suessiales; Symbiodiniaceae.
AUCAGGGCAGGCAGGUGCGAUCUAAGACAGCCCAUGACCUGAAAAGCUGAUGGCUGGAUACUCUGAGGCCAAACCAGCCAAAGUGCUUGCUGCCAACGACUUUGUCGUAGGUGAGAAUGUCGAGGUUUGGAGCAAUAGCCGCAACAAGUGGCUGCCAGCCGUUGUCCAUGGCGUUUAUCUACAGGCCACAACAACUGAGGGCUUUGACGUGCCGCCGGGUUCUGUGAAAGUCUUGUCAGAAGCUGGCGUCAAGUGGGUGCUUGCCGAUAGUGUGGCCGUUGUGCUGCGAAAAGUCGCUCUGGAGGAAAGUUUUCCAAGCAAGGAAGCCAAAGGUGCUCCCGGUCCUUCAGCGCGACUUUGUAAGAACAAUUGCGGCAGGGCUGUCCAACCCGGCCUGACGAGAGGUCUCAAGCCUUAUGACACUUGCUGCAAGCGGUGCGCGCAGAGUCCUGGCAGCAACGAACACGAUGAGAACUGCGGAGGCCGGCAUCCAGACAGGAGUCCCAGCGUCCCCAGUUUAGAUUUGCAGCAAAGUUUGCGGAGCGAACUGGAGGCUAUGUUGAAAGAGCCAGCCGCAUUGGAAGAGAUCGUGAAAGGGGCUUUUGCUCGAUCAGGUAAGCCUAUAGAGAGGCUAAGCUGGGAGGAGUUGCGAGAACCCUUGGAGGCGUUGUUGCAGCCCUUCGGGGUUCAUUUGGGGGUAAAGGAUCGGUUCUUGGAGCACUUGUGCCAAACUCAUGGGCAAGAUGAGGAUGGGUUGAUGGACAGAAAAGGCAUUCUUGUGCUUUGCAAGACAGUGCUGCAGGACAGAUAUCGCUCGUGGUUUCCAGAGAUUCUCCCUGUGUCAACAGCAAAUUUUGUGAAGCAAAAUCGGAGACCUUUGGAAGAGCUUUACACUAUGGGCAAGAAGCUUGGCGAAGGCAGCUUUGGCACGGUCUAUGAAGUGGAUCACAAGCUCUCCGGCGAGCGUCGAGUUUGCAAAAAGAUUUGGAAGACGAAGUCAGACAUGACAAGUCAACAGAUCUUGCAAGAAAUUGGAAACAUGGCAAUGCUGGACCAUCCUAAUGUUAUCAAAGUCUUUGAAUACUUUGAUGAACCGAACUUUGUGAGCCAGAUCAUGGAACCAUGUUAUGGUGGAGAGCUGCAAGACAAGGUGAAUGUGCUGAGGAAAACAGGGAAGGCCCCGUAUGAUGAAGCCUUCGUGUGUGAUGUCAUGAAGCAAACUCUCCGGGCAUUGGCUUUCAUGCACAAGAAGCCCUUCUUACACAAGGACUUGAAGCCACAGAACAUCAUGUUGGUAGACCAGGAUAGCUCCUCAAUCAAAGUCAUUGACUUUGGCCUGGCCGAGCUUUUCAAUCCUCAGCAGAAGUUCGCAAAUUUCAUUGGCGGUACCCGGCUGUACAUGGCACCAGAGGUCUUUCGGCAACAGAUGACGAUCAAGACCGACAUUUGGAGCGCUGGCGUGAUCCUUUACAACUUGAUGACGGGUGACUUCCCCUUCCUUGCUCAGUGGCCUCCACCAAAAGGCAAAGAUGAAGCUUGGUGGGAAGAGCAGACGAUUCUGAAGAUCAAGAAUGAACAGCCAGUGAGGAACCCUUCGCUCAACAAGUGGUCAGCGCAAUGCAAUGACCUCCUACUUCGAAUGCUCGACAAAGAUGAUGCCUUACGCCCAGAUGCCACGCAAUGUUUGGAGCAUCCCUGGUUCAGUGGCUACAGCGAGAUCCCGCCGACCCUGUCCGUGGGAGUGUUGCAGUGCGUGGAAUCCUAUGCGCGCAUGUCAGAGUUGCGCAAGGUCACUGUUUUUUGCAAGUGUCUUCCCCGGGGAUCAACAUCAAGGGCCACAGGGUCCCAAGGCGGCAGGCCGGUGGCGGGUCCCGAUUCUUCGGUUUUCCAGGGCAUUUUCCUCCUUUUGGCGCACCAAUACGAAGUACAGAAGAGCGCUCUUGUUGAGCUCCGAGCGCUCUUUACGCAUUUCGACGUGCGCAACCAAGGCUGCUUGAGUACCCAAGACCUGAAGGGCGUUCUCGUGAAGAGUGGCAUGGGAGGUGUGGCCGCUGAACGAGUGUGCCAUGCAUUGGACCGUCGAAGAGAUGGCCAGAUCACCUGGACCGAGUUCACGGCUGCGGCAAUGUGGUACGUAGUCUGUCGCAACAACAAGGCGAUUGAUGCCGCCUUUGCUACCUUCGAUUCCGACCAGGACGGGCGUGUGACCGCCAAAGAUUUGCAGAUGGUUUUGGCAGACGUCCGAGGCCAAGAAGCUUGGCGGAAGCAAAUGCCUCAUAUGUUUGAGGAGAUGGAAAAGCAAGAGAUUUCAUCUUUGCGAAGGACAGCUCGCGACACUGUGCGUGGAUUUGUGCAGCUGUUCAAGAAGGAGGCCACAAAGUAUGCCAACCUGGAUCAGUUCCGCCAGUACUUGCAGCAAAACAUGGAUUUUAGAGCAGGAGAUGCCUUGUACGCAGUUACGUAA